Helianthus annuus (common sunflower) is the source of this 1239-nucleotide messenger RNA. Its product is annotated as transcription factor ALC. NCBI's taxonomy places the organism in Eukaryota, Viridiplantae, Streptophyta, Magnoliopsida, Asterales, Asteraceae. Bases 167 to 985 code for a protein of 272 amino acids. The transcript has 6 exons. Gene Ontology annotation, molecular function: protein dimerization activity. Gene Ontology annotation, cellular component: nucleus. The record is from RefSeq and is a predicted model, not a curated record.
UAUAAAACCCAAAUUCACACACACACACACACCAAAUCAAGAACAAACACAAAACAAACAAAUCAAAAUUCAAUUUUGCAGAAACAGGAAACUCUUCAUCUUCUUUGAAUUUCACUGUACGCUAUCUCUACAAUCAUUACUCUGUUGCGGUUGGUGCUUAAUAAUAAUGGCGGAUCUAUACGGAACCACUAACAACAACUGCUCAUUUUCUUCUUCUUCUUCACUUGAAUCCGAAGAUAUGUCCAAUUUUCUUCAAACUUUUCUCGAGAAUACUUCGUCUAAGGAGAAGUUCGGACCAGUGGUACCUUCUCCGUCGCAGAUUUCCGCCGGUUUUCUGGAUUCCGACCACCGGUUCUCUGAUCUGAGCUCAUUUUAUUCGCCGGAGGCGAAUCAGGUGCAAAAAAUGGCGGAAGGACGUCAAAAUUGUCAAAACUCGAACCCUCCUCGUUCAUCCAAGAGGAUGAGAGCAGCAGAGAUUCAUAAUAUGUCUGAGAAGAGGAGGAGGAGUAGGAUUAAUGAGAAAUUGAAAGCAUUGCAGAAUUUGGUUCCAAAUUCUAACAAGACUGAUAAGGCUUCAAUGUUGGAUGAAGCUAUUGAGUAUCUGAAGCAGCUUCAACUGAAAGUACAGACACUUACCAUGCGAAACGGGUUUGGUUUGCCACCUGUUUAUGCACAAGAACAAGGAAUGCAAAGGGGAAUGGGAAUUGGAAUUGGAAUGGGAAUGGGAUACAACGAGGGAAUGGGAAUGGGUUACAACGAGGGAUACAAAUUGCCAAACACAAGCGAAGGGUUCUCAGCGCGAAGGGAAUUUGGUAUUAUGCCCAACCACAUCGGCAUGCUGCCAUCAACCAACAUGGUGAAAUCAGAUCCCGGUUUUAGCUCAGAACUUGCAAAUGUGAAACAAUAUGAAUUUGCCAAUCAUUCGACAUCAAUGAAGGACAUGAAUAUGGGGAAAAUAGCAUCAUCACCAGGUGUCUCAUCAUAACCUCUUGCAUAUGAGAAGAAUAUCCUCAAAUGACAAUCCUGACCUUUAUUAGAAUAAUAAUAAUUAAGAUUUAAGAAGAUGGUAUUUGUAACUUAGAACAUUUAUACUCCAAACAGAAGCAUAGACGAGUGUUUGGAGGAUUGAAACUUUGACUGACAACAUUAAGUUUGAUGAAUUCUAUGUGAAUGGUCGUUUCUAGGUUUUGUAUGCCAGAUGGUAUUUUUAUUAAAUUAAGUCAACAAUUGUCUCCCGAA